Messenger RNA from Staurois parvus, 422 nucleotides. The record is from the annotation of a GenBank genome assembly. Lineage: Eukaryota; Metazoa; Chordata; Amphibia; Anura; Ranidae.
AGCGGAGACUGCAGACAUAGUACAGGAGAUGACCAGAGACUGCAGACAUAGUACAGGAGAUGACCAGAGACUGCGGACACAGUACAGGAGAUGACCAGAGACUGCGGACACAGUACAGGAGAUGACAGGAGAUGACCAGAGACUGCGGACACAGUACAGGAGAUGACCAGAGACCAGAGACUGCGGACAUAGUACAGGGAUGACCAGAGACUGCGGACAUAGUACAGGGGACAGGGGAUGACCAGAGACUGCGGACAUAGUACAGGGGAUGACCAGAGACUGCGGACACAGUACAGGGAUGACCAGAGACUGCGGACAGUACAGGAGAUGAUCAGAGACUGCGGACACAGUACAGGGAUGACCAGAGAUGCGGACAGUACAGGGAUGACCAGAGACUGCAGACAGUACAGGAGAUGACCAGA